Messenger RNA from Phytophthora sojae, 1857 nucleotides. RefSeq lists its product as hypothetical. Bases 1 to 1857 code for a protein of 618 amino acids. The transcript has 6 exons. NCBI's taxonomy places the organism in Eukaryota, Oomycota, Peronosporomycetes, Peronosporales, Peronosporaceae. The record is from RefSeq and is a predicted model, not a curated record.
AUGAGCGACGACGAUGGGGACAACGACGGCAAUGAAGGUAUCCACCAGGGGGAUUCGCAUCAACCAAGGCUAGAGUCUAGAGGUGUGUCCUUCUCAACGCCCCGUGGCAAGAUAUGGCUGAUCCUGGUCAUCAACUUGGCCAUUGUCACCACCUUUAUCUUUAUGAGUUCCACUCGCUUUCCCUCUCUAUCCGGGGACAGCGUUCUAUCGAAUGCGUUAGAGCAACCUACAACAGUCCCCCAAACUGUGUAUCAACCCCUCACGCUAUCAGAAACUCAACCACAAGCUACGAAAGAACCCCAAGUGCAAGAAACAUUUCGACCGGGAAGUUACACUAAAGUGACGAGCACCACCGCUACUGAUGAAGAAGAGCAGCUACUUGACCAAGAUGACACUACCGAGGCCGUAGCAGACGAACCAUUAACCGUGAUUUCAGACGCUGACACCCCGGCAAACAUUGCGGAUCUUAUUUCGCAGAUGAAAGAAUCUCAAGCCCCUUUACCGGAAACUUUAUCACCAGAGCAGCCAGUUGAAGCAAGCCAAAGCUCUCCUACUUCAACAGCAGCGCCGGAGUUUUCAACGGAGAUUGAACCUGCAUCGGUUGAGUCGAAAGCCUUUGUAGAUAACUUGGUAACGUGGCUGACGGCUGACUCGGGAGUAGAAGUGGAGAACCUGGCGGCGUGUUUGGCCUCCUCAGGACACGAUAUCGUGGCUUGUGGCAUCAACAGGUGGAUCAACCAAAUGGCGAGUUCAGACCCCAAUGCUGCCGACGCGACAGCUUUUCGAGCUGCUUCGCCCCAGCAAAAACCUGUGUGGGUGCCAGUGGUGCCAGAUACGCACAACCAGCUCCCAGCUGUGUACUUUUCCUGUCCGAUGAUCUCCGACGCGUUGAGAAUGCACGAGUCCAUGACGCUGUUUUUCGUGCUUUCCCCUGCUCAAAUUGAGCGUGGCGAUUCGUAUGCAGGCCAGAAAUUCUUCGGCAACUCCCCGUACGGGCAGUUCGCUUUGCAUGGGGGCAAGCCCUCGUUCCUCGCCAGCAUGGGCCUGGUCGAGAGCGAGAACAUGGUACCUAUGGGGCAAUUUUCGCUGCUCACCUAUCGUUUAAAUCCAGGUUAUGCUGAAAUCAAAAUGAACGGUGGGGCGUGGGGUGGUGAGUCUCCAGCAGAGGGCGACGCCGACGAGAGACUUCGGAUCACCGUUAACGAUGUCGUGAGCCUGGGUAACUCCAAGAGCGCUUGCGACACAAACGCAUUCCAGGGCAGAAUUGCCGAGAUGCUGAUUUACAACGCGGUGCUGGACGACGCGAAGGUUGAGGCGGUGGAGAAGUACAUCUACGACAAGUGGUGGGGUGACAAGCCGUUCCCAGAGACGGCACCGCCAGCGGCAAAACCCUCAGAACCCGAAUCUACACCACCGGCACCCGAGGAACCUGGCGAAGAAUUACCGACCGAAGCUCCAGCCGCCGCAGACACCGAAGCCCCUGCGCCGACCGAAAACGACCCAGCCACUGCUGAAACGGAGCUUCAACUGGCAACGGAGGAGCCCCAGCAAACAGAGGAGUCCAUGCAGGUGAAAGCCGAUGCCAGCGCCAACACCGCCGUUCCGCAAAACCCGCCUCCGGUGGACGAGUCGGACGCGGGCGUCACGCCCGCGCCCAAGUUCGACCCUCUCGUCAACAUCUUCGAGUGGACGGCGCCGGACAGCAGUGACCCAGCGAAGGCGCAGCAGUGGACGCGGACGGUGAAGGAGAAGGUGGACUACAUCCGCAACUUCCAGCUGGGCGGCUCCGUGCUCCGCGAGCUCAUCCGCCAGUACAAGGACGAGCUCGUGACGCUGCGCGAGCAGCUCUUCGGCUGA